AUGUCCAAAGAUAAGAGAAAUCGGUUUACAUCCAAUUCUUUUGAUUCUAGCAACGAUGAAAGAAAAUUUAAGAAUGUAAAUAAAAUUUAUAAAUCAAAACAUGAGGAGAAUAGUCCCGAUGGUGAUUCAUAUAAAAUAAAUAAUAACGAAAAAGAAAAAAGUAAAGAAAAAUUAAAAAAAGAUCAAAAGAAAAAAUCUAAAGAAAUUUAUAAUUCAUUUAAUUCUCCUAAUUCUACUAGUAGCGAUUCGGAUGAAAAUGGAUUACAUCUAAAUUUUUCCAACGGAUCAAGUUCGAGUAGUGAAAACGGAUUUAAGAUACUACGAACAGAAGAAAAUGAGGAUAAACUUCUAGAAGAAAGAAGAAGAAAUAGAGAAGCAUUAAAAGAAAAAUUAAAAAACAUGGUUAAUGAAAAUGAACAAAAUAACAAAGAGAGUGAAAAACCAGAGAAUGAUCAGAUAAAAAAAGAUUAUAACAAUGAAGCUUUUUUGAUAAGUGAAAAUAAAAAUGAUGAUGUUAUAAUAACAAAUAAUAUACCAUCUAAUCCAUCAUAUGUCGAGCAAAAUGAUGCGGCCUGCAUUUUUGCACCCAACAACGAUGUUAUUGAAGAUACAUGCUCAUCACUCUCAUCAGAUCAUGAAAUUGUAGAAGAAAAACAAAAUAAAGAAAAAUCAGAAGCAGUGAAAGAGUGUAGUGAUUUGUAUAGUGAUUUAAAAAAAAAAAUUGACGAAGAAAAGGCCAAAAUUAGGUCCUUUAUAAUCAAACAGAAAGAAUUACAUGAAAGAUUAAAAAUGAAUCUGGAUGACAGUUUAUAUGUGAAUAAAAGUAAGGAAAAUGGAGAUACACAUAAUAAUUUAACUAAUAAGAAAAGCCCCGUUGAAAAUGAAGAGGAUGAAAUGGAAGAAGAUUAUGAUGACGAUAAUGAUGAUUUUGAUAUGUUUUCCUGCGUACAAGCAAAUAAAAAGAGAAAAGUUGAAAAAGUACAUAUAACUGAUUAUUAUACAACAGGAAAUAAUGCAAAUUUGUCAGAUAACUGGAAUGAUUCAGAGGGAUAUUACAAGGCUAUGGUUGGUGAAGUUAUUGAUAAAAGAUACAGUGUUGUUUGUGAACUGGUGGGGAAAGGUGUUUUUUCAAAUGUAUUAAAGUGUUAUGAUAUGGUAAAUAAAAUUCAUGUAGCUGUAAAAGUUAUUAGAGAUAAUGAUAUGAUGAAGAAGGCUGCAGAAAAAGAAAUAUCUAUUUUGAAGAAGUUAAAUCAAUAUGAUAAGGACAAUAAAAGACACAUCAUUCGUUUAUUGAGUAGUAUAAAAUAUAAAAAUCAUUUAUGUUUAGUGUUUGAGUGGAUGUGGGGUAACUUAAGAAUAGCCCUAAAAAAGUAUGGAAAUGGACAUGGACUAAAUGCAACAGCCGUUCACUGUUACACAAAGCAAUUAUUUAUAGCCCUAAGACAUAUGAGAAAAUGUCGAAUAAUGCAUGCUGAUCUAAAACCGGAUAAUAUUCUUAUUAAUGAAAAAUUUAACGCCUUAAAAGUUUGCGAUUUGGGAAGUGCAAGUGAUAUAUCAGAAAAUGAAAUUACGUCAUAUUUAGUUAGUAGGUUUUAUAGAGCACCUGAAAUUAUUUUGGGUUUUCGAUAUGAUGCUCAGAUUGAUGUUUGGUCAGCUGCUGCAACUGUUUUUGAAUUAGCAACGGGGAAAAUCUUGUUUCCAGGUAAAUCAAAUAAUCAUAUGAUAAAACUGAUGAUGGAAUAUAAGGGCAAAUUUUCACAUAAAAUGAUAAAAGGUGGACAAUUUUAUUCUCAGCAUUUUAAUGAAAAUUUGGAUUUUCUUUAUGUGGAUAGAGAUCAUUAUUCCAAAAAAGAAGUUGUUAGAGUUAUAUCUGAUUUGAGACCUACCAAAAAUAUAACAUGUGAUUUAUUGGAGCAUCAAUAUUGGUUAAAGGGAAAUAGUCCUAAAAUGCAAUUUUUGAAAAAAAAAAUAAAACAACUAGGAGAUUUACUAGAGAAAUGUUUAAUUCUAGAUCCAUCUAAACGAUAUACUCCAGAUCAAGCUUUACAACAUCCAUAUUUAAGAGAAUCUAUUCAUUUUUCAAAAACUCAAAAUGAAUAA
This is a messenger RNA of Plasmodium adleri (nom. inval.), 2100 nucleotides long. Its product is annotated as serine/threonine protein kinase, putative. Gene Ontology annotation, biological process: peptidyl-serine phosphorylation; peptidyl-threonine phosphorylation; mRNA cis splicing, via spliceosome. The record is from RefSeq and is a predicted model, not a curated record. The transcript has 9 exons. Gene Ontology annotation, molecular function: ATP binding; protein serine/threonine kinase activity. Lineage: Eukaryota; Apicomplexa; Aconoidasida; Haemosporida; Plasmodiidae. Bases 1 to 2100 code for a protein of 699 amino acids.